ACGGGAAAUGAAAUGACAUUUCUGUCACGCGGAACGUGUGGAACGAAGAGGGGGAACGGUUGUAGCGGACAUUGUUUUCUUUCGCAUGUAGGCCUUUCUCGAUUCGUGUCAAAAUGGCUAGAGGUCCAAAGAAGCACUUGAAGCGUUUACACGCGCCGAAAACAUGGAUGCUGAACAAGCUUGGUGGUGUGUUCGCUCCUCGACCUAGCAGUGGACCUCACAAGUUGCGAGAAUGUAUUCCACUAGUUGUAUUUUUACGUAACAGGCUGAGGUAUGCCCUGAACAACACAGAAGUGACUAAAAUUUUAAUGCAGAGACUUAUCAAAGUUGAUGGCAAAAUCCGGACUGACCCAACCUACCCAGCAGGUUUCAUGGAUGUCAUCAGUAUUCCAAAAACAGGAGAAUUUUUCAGAUUGAUCUAUGACGUCAAGGGACGCUACACAGUGCACCGAAUCACCUCUGAAGAAGCACAGUAUAAAUUAUGCAGAGUGAAGGCACGUUCAACAGCUCAGAAAGGUGUUCCUUACAUUGUUACACACGAUGGGCGCACCAUUCGCUAUCCUGAUCCUCUCAUCAAAGUGCACGAUUCUGUUCAAUAUGAGAUUGCGACUGGAAAAAUCUUGGAUUACCUUAAAUUUGAAACAGGAGCCCUUUGCAUGAUCACUGGAGGUCGUAACUUGGGUCGAGUUGGUGCAAUCGUGAACCGAGAAAGGCAUCCAGGAUCAUUCGAUAUUGUCCACAUCAAAGAUACAGCUGGUCACGUUUUCGCAACUAGGUUACACAAUGUGUUUGUCAUCGGCAAAGGUAGCAAAGCUUACAUCUCUCUACCGAAGGCCAAGGGUGUGAAGUUAAGUGUUGCUGAAGAAAGAGACAAACGGUUAGCAGCCAAAGCUGCCAAACGUUAACUUUGUUCUUACAUUUAAUUUUGUUAAAUAAAUUUUUUAUCGUGUGAUAAUUUUUUUA
Bemisia tabaci is the source of this 963-nucleotide messenger RNA. RefSeq names its product ribosomal protein S4 (gene RpS4). The record is from RefSeq and is a predicted model, not a curated record. Gene Ontology annotation, biological process: translation. Gene Ontology annotation, cellular component: ribosome; cytosolic small ribosomal subunit. NCBI's taxonomy places the organism in Eukaryota, Metazoa, Arthropoda, Insecta, Hemiptera, Aleyrodidae. Gene Ontology annotation, molecular function: RNA binding; structural constituent of ribosome.